AUGAUUUUUAUUUAUGGUGUGUUUAUUUUAAUUCCUAUAUGCAUAUUAUUAUAUUUUUAUGCACGAGUGAAAAUUAUCACCUCCGAUGAUAGAAAUUUUAUCAGUUUCCAGCGCAGCUAUCUUAUCAUAUAUUUGUUAGCAGUUGCUGGAGAUUGGCUGCAAGGUCCACACAUAUACGCUUUAUAUGAUUCAUAUGGUAUAGAUAAACACAACAUAGAACUGCUUUUUAUUGCUGGAUUUGGCUCAAGCCUUUUAUUUGGAACAUUUGUUGCUUCUAUAGCUGAUAAAUUUGGUCGGAAGACAAAUUGUUUUAUAUAUGGAUUAUUUUAUGGUGCAUCAUGUAUAACCAAACAUUUUGCAAAUUUCUGGAUCCUGUUAUCUGGCCGCAUAUUUGGUGGUAUAGCAACAUCAAUCCUUUAUAGCGCUUUUGAAUCUUGGCUUGUUUUUGAACAUAACAAGCGUGGAUUCAAUGAUGACCUAUUGUCAACUAUAUUUUCACAUGCCACACUUGGCAAUUCACUGGUAGCCAUUGUAUCUGGUAUUGUAGCCCAAUAUGCAGCCGAUUCAUUUGGUUUUGUAGCUCCGUUUGAUAUCGCCAUAAUAAUUUUAUCGAUAAUGUGCGUUAUACUCGCAUUUACUUGGCCAGAAAAUUAUGGUGAUAAGCGAGUAUCAAUAGGAAAACAUUUUUUUAAUGCAUUAGAAGCGAUUAAACGUGAUGGAAAAGUGAUAUGUUUGGGAUUAAUUCAAAGCCUUUUCGAAGGAUCGAUGUAUGUAUUUGUACUCGAAUGGACCCCUGCGUUGCAACAUGCUAGUAGUGACGUUAUUCCACACGGUUAUAUAUUCACGUCAUUCAUGCUUGCAAUUAUGAUGGGUUCCUCGUUAUUCAAGAUGUUAAAUCAAAAAUUUCGCCCGGAAUCAUUUAUGAGAUUUGUAUUAUUAUUAUCAGCGCUCUGCCUUUCUGUACCAAUCAUUUUCACCGAAAGUCUCCUUUUGAUUUAUAUCGCAUUCAUCAUUUUUGAAAUAUGCGUUGGUAUGUUCUGGCCAGCAAUGGGCUUUAUGCGUGGAAUAUAUAUUCCUGAACAAACGAGGUCAACAAUAAUGACAUUUUGUCGAAUACCACUUAACGCGAUCGUUAUUACAAUUUUAUGGCAAAAUCUUCCAAUGCACACCAUUUUUCAAUUUUGCGUUUCAUUUUUAAUACUAGCAACUAUUAUUCAGUUCUGCCUUCACAGGUUUCGUUUUAUUUCCUAA
Molecule: messenger RNA, 1251 nt
Organism: Dracunculus medinensis (Guinea worm)
Lineage: Eukaryota; Metazoa; Nematoda; Chromadorea; Rhabditida; Dracunculidae
Source: the annotation of a GenBank genome assembly